UCUAGGUGGAGGCUGGAAAGUCUAUUGUUUACCCUCGGUCGCUUGGAAGUAAGUUGCUGCCAAUUCAUUGUCAUGAAUGAAAAGAUAAGAAUAAAUCUUGUCAUCAAGGAUACUAACAUUCAAAGGACAAUAUUUAGUCAUCUUCCCUCUCUAAAGUAUUCAGCCAUGUUUCAUUGAAAGCAUGAGUCACUGUAUUACUAUCACAAUCUGUGACAGAACCAGUUCAGACCUCUUGUGACAUUCUCAGGCGGAGUAGGAUGUACCCAAACACAUUUAUUUGCUGUUAAAGUGAGAACCAUUCCAUUCAACUUUGGACACAAUGAGUUUCCACAUUUCAACAUUCCACAGGCAGCACUCACAAGUGAUAUUUUAUCUUUUCUUUAUUGUAUUGGUACCACCAUUACCUGCAUCAGGAGCAGACAACUUCCGGCUGUCCACAACAGAGUACACCAUCACUCUGUCCUUCAGACCUGACACAAGCGCCACCAACUACACAGCAUCAUUUCGGCUGAGUAACGGCUUCACCUAUAACUACAGAUGGGCACUCCCUCCAUUCUCCAACAUCCCAGUCAGUAUUAUGUUUGAUGGCGGUCUGCCUGGUCAGCGGUAUACAGUGGAGCUGGCUGAAGAACUCAGUUCCAGCCCUAGCAAGACAGUGUUUGCUCAAGAAACAGCUACAAUACCACUGAGUCCUGUGAAUGUUACAGUGCAAGACAGGGGAAGUAACUAUUUAAUCUUGACAUGGGCAACUGUGAAUGAUUUGUUGAACCAAGGCUUUGUGAUAAGCUACAGAAAAGAAAAUGAUGCCCGACAAAGUAUUAAUACCUCAAGUGUCCUCACCUUCAACCUCACUGGUUUGAAUGCUGGGUACAGUUACGAAGUUUCUAUAGAAGCUGUCACAUUAGACAAGAGAAGCAACCCAUCAGACACUAUCUUAGCCACCACUUUGCCAUUACCACCUACCAACCUUGUGGCAUCUGAAGACAGUUCAAAUAUGACAAUAUCCUGGUCACCACAGACAGGGUCCUAUCAGGAUUUCUACCAAGUGAAGUAUUCUGUCAACGGGUCGUCCCCCUUGGUCACCACCCACUGUACUGACCCUCCCUGCUCAUUUGCCCCUGGUCCCCCAUCUGGUGUAACUGUCAGUAUUUUUGUCUACUCUGUCAGCCAUAACUUUACUAGUGUACCAGUCAGAAUGGAACAUUCAACAGCCCCUGGUAUAGUGUCCAACCUAAGAGCUGUAGAGGGUGUUAGAAGUCUGAACCUCUCCUGGACUGCCCCCAGUAACUCUGUACAAGUGAACUACAGCCUAAUCCUGACCAGCCUCAGUAACUCACCAGAGAGCAAAGUCUCCACGUUUGUAGUACCUGCUGUGGGUAACCUUGUGGUCAAACAGCUGGACUCCUUGUAUGGAGGCAACCUGUAUGAGGUCAAGGUCAGGGCAGUGGCCAGGUAUUCUAUUGGAGCUGCCACUACAGAAAAUUUUAGAACAGUUCCAGAGCCAGUAACAAACCUGACAGGCAUGGCACUUAACACUACAGCUAUCUUGUUGUCCUGGAUUCCUCCAACUAGAUCCUACAUUGGAUUUACCAACAUCACAGUCUACUCUCCAGGAGCCCAACCCUAUGUGGUAGAAGAAAAUAGAGAAUUUGUUAAGUCUCGUGAGCUGACAGACCUAAUCCCUGGCCAGCAGUACAAUGUAUCUCUGAGUGUCUACAGUCCCUACAGUUUCAAACCCAGCUCUGAAGUUUUUGGUUUCUUUAGAACAAAGCCGGUUAAGCCAAGAAUUGUGUCUGUUGGAGUUGAAGAAAGAUCAAUCAACCUUACAUUGGCAAGACUCAAUGAUCAAGGAGUAUUUACCUCAAUACAGGCCUCACUAUCAGUAGGAGAAUCUCAGAUUGUCAAUGCUGCCAGAAAUAUGAUCUUCAGCAGCCUCAUCCCUGGUACUCACUACAAGCUGGAUGCUUAUGUGCUCAGUGGACAGGAGUCUAGUGAACAUAUCUAUGCUGAUUUGUACACAAAGCCAAGACCACCACAAAAUGUGUAUGUGUCCACUGAUGGAGAGGACAAGGUAUUUGUGGAGUGGGACGGCCCUGAUGAAGGAGGAUUUGACAACUUUACUGUAACAAUCUUUGAUGUAGACAAUGCUGACAAUGCAUGGAGCUUGGUGACAACAGAUCUGUUUGCUGAGUUUGAUAGACUUCUACCAGGCAGCACGUAUAAUGUCUCUGUCAGCACAAUCAAAGGGGAUCAGAUCAGUAGAGAAGUCUGGGACUCUAAUACCACCAAAUUGCUCAAGUUAAUAAAAAGAAACAGAUUCUUUAACCACCUUUCUAAGCUGCUAAAACAAAAUAUGAAUUUUAAUGCUAUUAGUCAUUACCGUACAAAAAGAGCAGAUUCAGGAGCUCCACUAGCAGUAGAAAAUCUAAAUGUGGCAAGUUUGAACACAACAGCUUUAUUCCUAUCCUGGUCAGUUAGCAGUAGCAGUAAUCAAACAAGCUUUGAUAUAUAUGCUAACAAAAACUACUUAGUAAAUGCGACUAAACAGUUGAACUAUAACCUGACAAUGAGUGACCUCACACCUGGAACCAGCUAUAGUGUCUCCGUUGUUGCUGUUAAGGAGGAAGCUAGAAGCAGCCCUAAAAGUGUACAAGGACUUACAGCACCCAACCCAGUGACCAAUCUAAAUAUAGAACUCAGUUCCCCCACUAGUCUACAAGUCACAUGGAUAAGACCCAGUGCAGGAAGAUCUGACAGCUUUAAUAUCAGCUACAAAUCACUCAACUCCAGCUCGAUGAACAACACUAGCACUACAUCUACAAGUAAAACCAUCUCUGGUCUAUUUCCUGGUUACACAUAUGAGUUCAAUGUCACAGCUGUUAGCAAUGGUGUACAAAGUCAAGAGGUUACAAAAGUUUAUGCCUUGAGUCCACUACCACCAGAAAAUGUCAGCAAGGUCAAAGGUGAAACCAAUGAAACUAAUGUUAAAAUAACUUGGCAACAUGAUGCAACAAAAACUUACUGUGAAAAAUGGGAGAUCACUUGGUUGACUUAUAGCCAGACAGUCAACACUACCCAAGAUAAAACAUAUACGUCUACUGUAGGCCAACUGGUCGCUGGUAAAACAUACACAGUCACAGUUGUCAGUGUGGUAGGAAACAAAAGAUCAAACAAUGUCCAGCUCAAAGUAACUACAAAACCUCUAAUGACAUCUAAACUAACAGAAGUAUCAAGCACUAAUAGUUCUAUUAGAUUCAACUACACUGUUGUAAGUGGUGAUACAUUUGACAACUUGACCUUUAGUUUAAAGGAUGGAAACAAUGUAGACAAUGUAGACAAUGUAAGCCCAGUGACAAGAACUAAAAGUGAUCCAAAAGAUGUUGAGUUCUCUGGUCUGACAGCUGGGACUAAGUACACUGUGUCCGCAGUAACCAACAGCAAUGAUGAAACAAGCUCUCCCAAAAUACUACAGAUCCUAACUAAUCCUAAUGCCGUCCCUGUCAAUCUAUAUCCAUACUCUCAAAGUGUAACUUUAGAGCUGGGCCCACAACUAGGUGAUGCUGCUAAUUACAUCAUUACAUGUAUGGACUCUAACAACCAAAGCUGUAAAGAAAAGAAAGUCCAGAGAUCCCAGAAUCUCAAAUUUAAUGAGACAAUCAGUGACUUGAAACCAUACCAGGAUUACAUGUUUACUGUGGAAACACAGACUGAGACUUUGGAUGGACAUUACAAAAAUGUAACAAAAAUGUACUCCAUUAGGACAUUACAAGCUGCCCCUGGUCCAGUUGUAUCUUUAAAUGCAAGUGAACCAGUGUUCCGUACAGUCAAGUUAACAUGGAAGCCACCUGUUGAAGCCAAUGGAAACAUUACUAAAUACAUGAUCAGUUAUACUAAGGAUAAUGAUAAGCAAGAGGAGAUUUUUUCCACUGAAUCUUUGAUGACUGAAUUCACCAUAGCAAAUCUCACACCUGGAGUAUCCUACACCUUUAAGGUAUCAGCAUUCACUGUGGAGAAGGGCAAUGAAACUGAGAUAAAAUAUGAAACAAAAACACAAGCCCCAGUAUUUAAAGAAAGCCUUACACUGGAGAGCAGCAAACCCGAGUUAGCACCAGAAGAUCAGAGACCGGUGACAGAAAACCAGCUCAAGCUACUUUUUAUCAACCCAUUCAGUGACGCCAAUGGAAAAGUUAUAGAGUAUUCAGUGAUUGUAUCAACAGAGCCCUCACCUGAACAUGACACUAAUGAUGACUUGCCAAGUUGGGGCCAGGCUAGAGAGGACAGUACAAUAAAAGUUUACAAGGCCAUCAAUAGAUGUAAAGACUUCUUCAGUUCAACCUCAUCGUGUGGAACUGCUAGAAGAAAAAAACGUGAAACAGAUAACACUGGACACCUGUUUGUUGUUGGAGCUGAGUUGAAUUGUGAGGGGAAAAAAUUCUGUAAUGGCCAGCUGUCUGAGAACACGGGGUAUUACAUCAAGCUGCGGGGCUACACCAAGCAUGGACAUAAUGACACAGCUUAUUCAGACAUGAUCAAAACAGCUGAAAGUCAGUCCAACAGUGUAGCUUCCACUAUAGGAGGCGUUAUUGGUGCCUUCAUUAUUCUCAUUCUCAUUGCUGUGGCUGUCAUUUUGUUCCUUAAGUGGAGAAACCGUCCAAAGAAAGCCUCUAAACAUUCAGCACCUAAAUCAUCCUGGGAGCACAACGCACUUGCCAAAUUAAGCCGUCCUGUGAAACUAUCUGACUUUCCAUUCCAUGUGAAGAAAAUGGAAUCGGACUCAGAUUUUAAAUACGCUGAAGAAUAUGAGGACUUAAAAGAAGUGGGACGUGAUCAGCCCUGUACGGCUGCAGAAUUUCCACCCAACCGACCAAAAAAUCGCUUCACUAACAUUUUGCCUUAUGACCAUUCCCGUGUUAAACUCCUGCCAACAGACGAUGAAGAAGGCUCAGAUUAUAUCAAUGCUAACUACAUGCCAGGUUACAAUUCAAAGAGAGAAUAUAUAGCCACACAGGGGCCAUUACCCUCAACACGAGAUGAUUUCUGGAGAAUGAUUUGGGAACAGAACUGUCGAAAUAUAGUCAUGUUGACACGCUGCCAGGAGAAAGGAAGAGAGAAAAGUGACCAUUACUGGCCGAAUGAUUCAGAAGCCAAGUUUUAUGGUGAUCUUCAAGUGGUCAUUUUAAAUGAAACCCACAUGCCAGAUUGGACAGUGACUGAGUUAAAAGUGUCUUUGGGAGAGCAAUCAAGAAAUAUUCGUCACUUUUAUUAUCGAGUGUGGCCAGAUUUUGGUGUACCAAAAAAUCCUACGUCCUUGAUACGUUUUGUACGGACUGUCAGGGACAAGCUUAUACGGGAAGGUGGACCUAUAGUAACUCACUGCAGCGCUGGUGUGGGCAGGUCUGGAACUUUCAUUGUACUGGAUCACGUCUUACAGCUGAUUAGGGAAAAAGAUGAAGUGGACAUCUUUAGUCUUGUUUAUAAACUCCGCAAGGAAAGAGUUCUCAUGGUGCAGACUGAGCAACAAUACAAGUUUAUCCAUGAGUGUUUGCUGUGUGUGUUGGAGGGUAGGGAGGAGGACACAACGUACGCUAAUGUUGGAGAGGUCAACCCUGGCUUCGAAGAUGAAGAUACAGAUUUCGGAAUAAACAUGGAUGGUGAUGACGAAGGUAUCAAUGUUGAGCUCAACUAAAGGUGAGCUACUUGUUUUCACCUGGUGGUCUACCUGUUAUUCCCUGCGCUACAGCUGUUGUGUGGCGGAAACCACACCAUGAUAGCCCUUACCUUAUGUGAUAAAAACAGCCCACUGGCUGAUGGGAACACUAUGCAUUUAAAUUUGGUUACUAAGUAUCUGUUGUAUGUACAUAAAGAUUUUUUACUCUUAUUAUUGUUAUGAUGUUAAGUUUUGUUUUUGUUGAUAUGUCCUUGAAUUCAUGUGCCUUUAAUGUCUAGUAAAAAUGUGAUCCUUAAUUGUGACUCUAGCAUGAGAUAUGUUUAUAUCUAUGAUCAACUUUUGCAGUUUGUACUUAAACAGCUUUUACAUUAUUUUACAUACUAAAUGUAUCACAUUUUUGUUAUACUUACAAUUUUGUUGUAUAUUUUACAGUUUAAAACAUUCAGACCCUUUACAGCUAAAAGAUUUUUAGCUUGUAUUAUUUUAUUAACUCAUAUUUUUUAAAAUUUGGGAAACUUUAUCCAAGUCUAGUCCAAUAAUAUUUUUUUUAGCCAAACCAAUUUAAAAUGGAUAUUAUUUUGAACAUUCCAUAGAUAAGUUGUUAUCUAGUCAGUCUGGUUGAAAUUAAAACUUAUAUUUUAAAUAAACCAUGUAAUCUCAAGACAUAUUACCUAUUGAUCAUAGCUUCUCUACCAGCUUGUGUCUGUGACUUGAUCUGCAAUUAUUAAAUCAAAAUGUUUUUGUACAUAAGCUAUUUAUUCAAUGUUCAUUAUGUUAAUUAACUUUGAAUAAUUUUAAAUUUCGCAAUGUUUUUUUUUUAAGUAAUACCUAAUGACUGUUGAUUAUCUCCCAUAUCAACAUUUAUAGAAUCUCUAUUUGCGUUAGUGGGGGUCUAAAAAUGAUAUCAGGCUCCGUGCAAG
Messenger RNA from Physella acuta, 6588 nucleotides. RefSeq names its product tyrosine-protein phosphatase 10D. NCBI's taxonomy places the organism in Eukaryota, Metazoa, Mollusca, Gastropoda, Physidae. Gene Ontology annotation, biological process: protein dephosphorylation. Gene Ontology annotation, molecular function: protein tyrosine phosphatase activity; protein binding. The record is from RefSeq and is a predicted model, not a curated record.